Schistosoma guineensis is the source of this 861-nucleotide messenger RNA. Lineage: Eukaryota; Metazoa; Platyhelminthes; Trematoda; Strigeidida; Schistosomatidae. The record is from the annotation of a GenBank genome assembly.
AUCUCUACAUGUAUCUAGCAAAUAUUCUAUAAAUAGUUCAACUGAAUUCCAGACUGUUUCACCUCAGAAUGUCAGUUAGAAAUAACUCGGUUGCUGUUUUAAUACUUACAACUCUAUUGCUCAAUACUUGCAACGCUACGGAUGAAUACUCACCACAAACGGAUGCGACUCAAUCAUUCCCUAUUAGCGAUAGCAUCAUGACAUCUGAUUUCAAUCGCAAUUCAAAACCAAUAACCCUCAUGCAGCGAAGUGAUUCGGGCAAUUUAACCCUGUUCAACUUCUCGGCACAUGGAACAUCUCUGUUUGAAGUAUCAGAUACAUUUCGAGUUGAAGGACGGUCUAUAGCUGCACUCGUACCACAUACUGCUUAUAAUAACCAGUCGGCAGUAUUCUUCUAUCUACUCAAUCCACAACCAGAUGGAUCAGGAUUCGCUGGUUUCCACCACAAAUUUAAUAACUGGAACUUGUCAAACUAUACUGGUGUUAUCAUUGAAAUACAUACACAUGGUAGAAAUCCCAACAUGAAAUUGAUCUUCUAUGGAAACUGUUCGGAAAUCCACACUUGUCAUUCGUAUGAGUCGUUUUUCGAGACAUCUGGAGAACGAGAACAAAUAAAACUGCCAUUUAGUACAUUCAAACCAUACUUUCGUGGAGAACCGAAACCCGAUUCACCGCCUCUAGAUUUAACUCAACUCUCCCGCAUCGGUAUACAGGUAUAUGGCAGCAUCGUUGAACCGGAUAAGCAACGUGAUAAAGAGUUUAUCGAAAUAUUCUCUAUAAUAGCAUAUAAGGAAGAUCAAAUGACAGUUUGAACAAACCAAGCUUAAAAGAAUCAGAGACAACUUGAUAUGUAGUGCUUAU